This is a messenger RNA of Bipolaris zeicola 26-R-13, 297 nucleotides long. RefSeq lists its product as uncharacterized. The record is from RefSeq and is a predicted model, not a curated record. The transcript has a single exon. The coding region runs from base 1 to 297 and encodes 98 amino acids. NCBI's taxonomy places the organism in Eukaryota, Fungi, Ascomycota, Dothideomycetes, Pleosporales, Pleosporaceae.
AUGCUCUUCCCCAACCUAGCUGCUUUUGCAACUCUUCUCGCAAUCACUCUUGCCACACCUACCCCUCUUGACGACGGGAACACCGAUAACGGGACAUCUCACACACUUACUAAAUACGAAGUCAAUUGCCGCAGCGGAGGAAAUACCUUACCUCGCUGCUACGAAUCAGGCUCGGCUGGCUGUCGCUGCUCUAGCAUUGGUGUCUACAACUGCCAGGAUGACGAGUGUAAAACAUACUGCGGAUGCAGCAGGUAUGUGCUACUGAACCUCCAGACUCCCACUGUUGCUACACGCUAG